AUGGAGUAUGAUCAAUAUCUAAGCAGUCUCAUGAUACUUGAUGAACAAAACCUCCUUGAUUUCACUCCAUUUAUCAGUGAAACUAAUACUUCCAAUGAGGAGUUUCCCAUCAUCCCAUCCUUGGAUUCAUCUUUUCCAGUUCAACAAAGUUUGGAAGACAUAGAAUUUGAGUCAUUAACAAUAUGGGAUGACAUGAAGAUGAUAACUUCAUGCUGUGAAGAUGUGGUUGUUAGCCAACCAUUAAUAAUGCCAUUAAACAUGGCAUCCAAUGAUAUCAAUAUUGCUUGUGUUAGAGAUGAAGAGAAGAUGAUCAAUGAGAGUAUUACUUUGAUUGGAUCUCGUACUUCAAAGAUAAGAGAGAUUGAGUAUGAUGAGCUUAAGAAAUAUUUCUACAUGCCGAUUGCGAGUGCGGCGAAGGCGAUGAAUGUUGGACUAACUGUUUUGAAGAAGAGAUGCAGAGAGCUUGGCAUAACAAGGUGGCCUCAUAGGAAGAUGAAGAGCUUGAAUUCACUCAUUCAUAAUGUUAAGGAGUUUGGGAAGGAUGAAGGAGAGGAAAUUUUAAGAAGAGAAUUGAAUACAUUGGAGGAAGAAAGGAGAUUAAUGGAGGAGAAUCCAGAGAUGGAGUUGAAUGAAAGAACCAAGAGACUUAGACAGGCUUGUUUUAAGGCUAAUUAUAAGAAAAGGAAGGCCAUGCAAUUGCCUUGUAGCUAUCGUUCAGAUAUAUUUCUAUUGAAUUAG
Dioscorea cayenensis subsp. rotundata (Guinea yam) is the source of this 738-nucleotide messenger RNA. Its product is annotated as protein RKD4. The coding region runs from base 1 to 738 and encodes 245 amino acids. Gene Ontology annotation, molecular function: DNA-binding transcription factor activity. The transcript has 3 exons. The record is from RefSeq and is a predicted model, not a curated record. NCBI's taxonomy places the organism in Eukaryota, Viridiplantae, Streptophyta, Magnoliopsida, Dioscoreales, Dioscoreaceae.